This is a messenger RNA of Cygnus olor (mute swan), 747 nucleotides long. Its product is annotated as feather keratin 1-like. Bases 40 to 336 code for a protein of 98 amino acids. Gene Ontology annotation, cellular component: intermediate filament. Gene Ontology annotation, molecular function: structural constituent of cytoskeleton. The transcript is spliced from 2 exons. NCBI's taxonomy places the organism in Eukaryota, Metazoa, Chordata, Aves, Anseriformes, Anatidae. The record is from RefSeq and is a predicted model, not a curated record.
UCCUCCUUGGUGAACAAGGUGCGCCUCCAUCCCGCAGCCAUGUCCUGCUAUGAUCUGUGCCGUCCCUGUGGCCCAACCCCACUUGCCAACAGCUGCAAUGAACCCUGUGUCCGGCAGUGCCAGGACUCCCGUGUGGUGAUCCAGCCCUCUCCCGUGGUGGUGACCCUGCCCGGCCCCAUCCUCAGCUCCUUCCCCCAGAACACCGCUGUGGGAUCUUCAGCAUCUGCUGCCGUUGGCAGCAUCCUGAGUGAGGAGGGAGUGCCCAUCUCCUCCGGGGGCUUUGGCCUCUCUGGCUUUGGUGGCCGCUACAGUGGCAGAAGGUGCCUGCCCUGCUAAAGCCCACGAGGACGACCAGUGAGCGCAUCGACCAGGAAGCCUGAAGCCAGGUUCCAGACUGAGGACGGAGCUGCUGGCCAGGGUUUCCAGAUGGGCUGAGCACCCUCAUGCGCCCCUGCAGAGCAGAGAGGGAAGCCAGGGUGCCAGCCUGUGCUGUCUGGAAACAUGGCAAAUACCUUAAUCUUUAAAUAUCUGCUUCUGAUUACUUCUGUUGCAUUUUAACUUUGCUUUGUGUAAUCCUCUCUUUAUGAAUAAGUUGAGGGUACUUAAGGCCUGAGUAAGGAAAAGCAGUGUCUUGUCUGUGUUUCAGUUUUAAUGGCUUAAAUGGCUUCCUUCCUUUACAUAAAUAUGUACUUUGCUUUUGCAUUGUGGAACGUUUGCCUUUCUCAUUAAACUGAUUCUGCAUCUUAA